Stylonychia lemnae is the source of this 753-nucleotide messenger RNA. Lineage: Eukaryota; Ciliophora; Spirotrichea; Sporadotrichida; Oxytrichidae. The record is from the annotation of a GenBank genome assembly.
AUGAACCGACACCAACAAAGCUCAAUGUUUUCAAAUUUCUUCAACAGAGAUAGACCCUCAAUGAGUUCAGUAUUCUCCUUAUCAGACAUUUCUGAAAAGACUCAAGCACAUUUAACCAAGGUUUACACCAUGAUUAUGGCCUGCAGUAUAGUUUGUGCUGCUGGUAUGUACGUCAAUGCCACCCUCAUCCUUAGUGGCUUCUUAAUGACCAUUCUGUCGAUCAUUCUCUCAGUCUACCUUAUUUACCAGAUAAACAAUAGAAACAAUUCUGAAGAAAGCAGAAUGCUCUAUUUGGCCACUCUCGCCUUCCAGUUGGGAUACCUCGUUGGACCAGCUAUUCAUCACAUUGCAGAAGUUAACCCUAAACUUCUUAUUCAAGCCUUACUUUACACCGGAAUUGCAUUCACCUCCUUCAGUGCUAUUUCAUUGUUCAGCAAGAGAAGAUCCAUGUUGUUCGUAGGAGGCAUUAUCGUCACUAUGGUCCAAUGCAUGGUACUCUACAGACUCAUUUCAUGGCUCACUGGAUUUGGAGGAUUUGGUUUGACCUAUAUUAUGUGUGGUCUAUUCGUUGCCUGCCUCUACAUUAUCUAUGACACCUAAGUAAUCAUUGAAAGAGCUGAAAGAGGAGACAAAGAUGUACCAACUCACACAAUGAUGCUUUUCCUUGACUUAUUCGACCUCUUCAUCAGAAUUGUCCAAAUUCUUCAGAAACUCCAGGAGAAUGAGAAUAGAAACAGAAGAAGAAAGGAUUGA